AUGGCUUUACACAGUUCUCGUAUUGACAUUGUAAAUGAGAAAACUCCGCUUAAUUCUUCUAUGAAUAUUUCUAAUGACCAAAGCUAUAACCAAGAAGACCUCAUACAAGAAAUCAUGGUCCUUAGAACAGGCAAGCAAUCAGUCACCCAGCCUUCACAUGAUCCAUCUCCACAAAGAAUCGCUUAUUUGUGACGCAGAGCAAAAUGCAAAGGAAAAACAGUUGCAAGGCUAAUAAAGGUCUGGCGAGAUAUUCAAAUUUAUGGAGGAUCAAGGAACCAUUAUGCAAGCACCAUAGCUUGGAAAGAAAGUUUUGAAGAAGAUGAAGAAGAAAUUGUAUAUAUUUGGCUAUAAAUAGGCAUUAAUAAGUUAAAAUAUAUAAAAAUUUGAAAAUUUAUCGAAAAAAAAGUAUACAUAAAUGGAUACUUUUGCCAAAUUCUUCAUUUAAAAAAUAUUGGUCACUUGUGAUAGCAUUUUUAUUGAUCUGAACAGCCACAGUAGUGCCUUAUGAGGUUUGUUAUUUAGAUGACAAUUAUAUGUGACUAUCUAUAGACUUGACUAUUGAUGGACUGUUUAUUAUUGAUAUUAUCAUUAACUUUAAUACUGCUUAUGUAGAUGACGAAGGAAAAAUAAUAACAAAUAGAAAAUCAAUAGCCAAGCGGUAUUUAACAACCUGAUUUUUAAUUGACCUUAUUGCUUGUAUAUAUUAUUUUAUAUAAAAUUAGCAUUUUAAUUUAUAUGAAAUAAAAAAAUUAAUUUUAAGCUUAAAAAACAUACCUUUCCCUAACCUUAUGAAUAAUUUUAACGCAGAUGGAAAUAAAAACUACGGCUUCCAACGGCUUGCUAGAGUCCUCAGACUAUUAAGAAUGUAUAGACUUGUCCGUGUAUCCCGCCUUUUCAAAGUAUUUAAAUGGGCUAAAAACAGCGAAUUUAUCACAACUUUAAUAAACACCUUGCGCGUGACCACAGGGCUGCUGAGAAUGAUAAAAUUUAUAUUUAUCAUGCUGAUUGUUAUACAUAUAGUAAGCUGUCUAUGAUAUUAUAUAGCAAGAGUUGACGAUUUUUCUUAUAAUACAUGGGUAUACCGCUAUGGUUUUUUAGAUGACUCUAAAGGAGAGCUGUAUUUAACCUCUAUUUAUUAUGUCGCCCAAACUAUAGCGACUGUAGGUUUUGGGGAUAUAGUCCCAUUAACAUCUGGGGAAAGAAUUUUCGCUUUAGUCCUUAUGGGCAUUGGGGUUGGGUUUUAUUCAUAUACAGUUAGUAACUUAUCUACCAUUAUGGCGACUUUAGAUAUCAGGUCGACCAACCUGAAAAAUAGGCUGUCAGCUCUCGCUGAAUUUGCGAAAUUUACAAAACUUCCUGAAGAACUCAGAGUCAAAAUAAGAAAACAUAUUAUUCAUAACCACCAAGAAAACGUAUACACAUGGUUCGACAAAGACGCGCUGCUUAAAGAGCUGCCUGCAUCUUUACGACGAGAAAUUUCUAUCCAUAUGCAUAAAAGAAUCGUUGAAAAAAUUGCAUUUUUUCAAGAUAAAGACCCACAGUUUAUAUCACUUAUCGUGCCAAAGUUGAAAAAUGUACAUAUGCAGAGCGGAGAAAUUUUGUUUAAAGAUGACGAUUAUGCUGAAGAAAUAUAUUUUUUGGUAAAAGGAAGAGUCAAUUUCAAGAAAAAUGGCAUCGUUUUUAAAACAUAUUCACAGGGCUCAUACUUCGGAGAAGUUGACGUCCUAAACAACAAGCUUAGAAGCUAUACUGCACAAGUAGCCUCACAAACAGGAAAUUUUUUAGUUCUCUCAAAAAGAGAUUUAAUGAAUUUUAUGAAAGAGUUCACAAAUAUCGCCAAAGAAGUUAAAGCUACAGCAGACGUAAGGGAAACUAAAUAUAAAGAUGCCAUUGAUAGUGUCUUAAAUUCUGAAUCUGAUGACUCUUUUAUUGUCAAAAAAAAGAAAAAAACUAAACCACAUAGUGAUAGUGAAGAUAAAUUAAUUUUGUCAAAAAUUGGGGAAACCCAGGCUUCUGAUGGGCCUUUUCAUGAUAAAGAUCAUUUAGGAAAAAUUGCAAGCAAAAGAUUGGAGCUGGAUAGUACUCCAAGGAGUAAGCCGCCAUCCCUGGAUACCAUUUUACAGCAUAAUGCAAGCUCACCUUUUACGUUCAGCACUUCUAGCACACCUAUUGUUUCGUCAAUUGUAUUUUCACCUACAAAUUUUAAGGUAAAAUCACUGAAUGAGAGACUAAAAAUAGGACAGGAUUCAAAAAAUUUUGAAAUUCAUGACGAUUCAGCACAUUUUUCGAGGGAUAAUAGUAGGAUUGAGUCAGAAACUGGUGACCUUAGGAGCAUUUUGCAUGGAUUAAAUGAAAGUGAAGAGAUUGCUGAAAGAAACUUAGAAGGUGCAAGCAAUAUGCUAUUAGAAAUGGAAAGAACACAAGAGAGCGGUUCCUUCACACGACGACUAUUUCAUAACGACUAUUUUUUUUUGGCCUAUUUUUUUUUUUGGCCUAUUUUUUUUUAGCCUAUUUUUUUUUCACCUAUUUUUUUUUGGCCUAUUUUUUUUUGGCCUAUUUUUUUUUGGCCUAUUUUUUUUUGGCCUAUUUUUUUUUGGCCUAUUUUUUUUGGCCUAUUUUUUUUUGGCCUAUUUUUUUUGGCCUAUUUUUUUUUGGCCUAUUUUUUUUUGGCCUAUUUUUUUUUUUGGGCCUAUUUUUUUUGGCCUAUUUUUUUUGGCCUAUUUUUUUUGCCUAGCCUCAUUCAUGAAGCUGCUGAGAGGACUACAACCUUAUUGAGAAACAGAGACCUUUCCUUACGCGAUUAAUAUUGAGUAAAUUAAGUUAAAAACUCCUAAUUAAACCUAAAAUUCUCGAAAUUUUAAAAGCAAUGAAUUAGUAUUCAUGGAGUAAGAAAUCUGUUAAGGGUGCAUUUUUUGUUGGUUAAAUCGUUUAAAACACAUUAAAAAUUAGAUUAAAACAAUUAGUAUGGAAUUAUGCCCAAAUAUUAGUAAAAAAUAGUUAAAAAAUAGGCCAAAAAAAUAGGCCAAAAAAAAAUAGGCCAAAAAAAAAUAGGCCAAAAAAAAAAUAGGCCAAAAAAAAAUAGUCGUCGUGUGAAGAUACGAAGAGAGCAUGCUGAAAAAGCUAAAAGAUUUGAUUUCUGAACUGGAAAGCCAAUAA
This is a messenger RNA of Blepharisma stoltei, 3156 nucleotides long. Lineage: Eukaryota; Ciliophora; Heterotrichea; Heterotrichida; Blepharismidae. The record is from the annotation of a GenBank genome assembly.